GUUUUCUGUUCGUUUGGGCGCUUGUCGUUGGUGGAGACUGCCAUGUUUUGAUAUUGAAAUGUCGCCUCAAUCCCCUUUACAGUGGUAAGAGGGGCCUGGACUGCGGCCUUUCUCGGUUAAGCCAUGAAAAAGUGGGGUCAUGGUGCCAACAGUGGUGCAACAAGCAGAGUUUUCCGCCCAAACAUGUCAACGUCGUUCGUCCAGCACGAUCAAUCAAAAGCAUCAAAAACGGCCUCAAAACGCGACUUUUUAUCAAAAAAAGUCGAUGGAACGUUGUCGCAGGCUUGAAUUUAUGUCCUGACUUUUUUUCGACGCGGCUUUUCCGCCGUUUUGUCGAUAUCCUAACACCAAACCCCAGACGGCACCAUGGCAACACGUAAAGUUCGCUACAAGAAACUCAACGUGAAAACCCCGCUGCCCGUUCUUCUAUUUUCCGAAAUCGAUCCAAACGAAUAUGAGGCCCUCAAGAACGAACAGAUCCAGACUGGCGUCGAGUCUGCUGAGGAAAAUGAAUACCAUCUGCAGGCUGUCCUGUCUACCACAGGUGUUGCUGCGGAUAAGGAAAUCCCUGUUACUCAAACGCAAGAGAGCAACAUCAACUAUGAUGAGCUGUAUCCCACCAAGUUUGUCGAACCGACAAACUAUAUUCGCUUCUCUCAAACUGUUGAGGAAUGCAUAGGUUGUCCAUAUGAUAUGACAGAGGAGGAUGAUGCGUUCCUUACUAAGUAUAACAAGGACCUGGCUCCCGGCACUGCCGCGCUGUCCGAGGAUGACUUUGAGAAAAUCAUGUUUGUGUUUGAGGACACUGCGUCAGUCCAGGCGCCUUAUGCGGCCGUCGACAACACAGUUGUCUCCUACGACCACAUGGUACCGCCACUGACAGAGCUGCAACUCCCAAAACUGAUGCUGCACGCCAAAGCCAUCUAUGAGCACUGGAAGGCACAAAGGCAGGCGAAAAAGGGGCCGCUUCAUCCCACGCUCAAGUUCGAGACCCACCAGGAGAGCGAUGAUCUGGACCCAUUCGUCUGUUUUCGAAGGCGAGAGGUUCGGCAGACUCGAAAGACUCGAGCUCGCGAUACGCAGAUUGCAGACAAACUGAAGCGGUUGCGGCGCGAGCUUGAGGAGGGCCGUGAGCUCAUAGCUUUGGCCCAUGGUCGUGAAGUAAUGAAGCGUGAAAUGCUACAUGUUGAUCGAGCAAUCUUUGAGCAAAGAUGCAAUGUUAAGAAGGUCAAAAUUAAACUCGGUAUCAAGACCGAUGAUGAGGAUCUUUACAACACAAAGCCUCAGAGGAAAAAGCCAGCAGAGGCACAACCCGUGCAACAACGGGCUGCUGCUGGACCGGCACGCGUCGCUCCUCGUAGCGAUACCCGUGCGUCUGACGUAGACCUUGGGUUGUUAUCAGAACUUAAGGCCCAACGAGAAGAGGAGAUGCGAGUGGACAUCGAAACAAAGAUUGAAAAUCACAAGAAGUGGAACGAGAAGUAUGUGGAUCUCACCAACUCAUCUUUGGCCGACAAUCAGCCCAAGACGGAGCAAGAGCCCCAAUCAAAGAAGUGGCGACCAGUCAAGGUGCAGUACUUGAUGACACCACCGAAUAGUGCGUCGGCGGAGGAUUUAGAAGAGCCUACGCCCAUGGAACUGGACGCACCAGAGCCUGCGCCUGUCCAUCGAUUCCAUGGACUGUCGGCGGAUGACGAUGAUUACUCACCAGAUCCAAUGGAGUACCGCCGUCGUGUUGGUCGUCUGAACAGACUCUGGGUGGACAGGCGGCCCAUCAAGAAGCAACUGGGUGAUGUUGUCCCGACGCGUUUCCCGGUCGUUAAUGAUCGAUGGAAGUAUGACUGUGACUCUAGCGACGACGAAGACUCGGUGUAUGAGGUCGAUCCUUUCGAUCUUCGUGCCCUCAAGUUUCGCGCUACCAUACCAUUAGGGUCAGCAGCACCGCGGCGCAUCGAGGGGUCUGCAGCGGCGUCUGUCGCAAACGGGACUGCACGGCCAGCACUACCAUGGUCCGGAGGUGGCCAGCCACCAUCCCAGCAACCACAGCAGCAGCAGCAGCAGCCACCACAACCACAACCGCAGGUGCAGCCGUCCGCCUGAUAGGCAUCGUGCUUUGGCUACCUUCAUCCGCCUCUAAUAUUUCUUCGCUUCUUGUUUUCUUUUGAGUUUAUACCCGAUCGUUUGCGAUGCCGGAAAAACAGGACAUGGCAUUUUUCUUCUUCUUUUGGGUUGCGCGGGCAAGGCGUUGGGUGUGUUCUGCUUUCGAUUUGGGCUUUUUGUGUACAUAGUCGUGAUAUGGACUGGAGAGGUGGUUGCGCAGUCGCUUUGCGGUUGGUGGUGAGUGUCAAAGCGUUUUUUUGGCAUAUCAGAUCUAGAGAGGCCAUGCCAACCAAAUAACACAACCGUCGAGCGCCUGCUGGCCCAUUCCUUCAUGCCUAGAUGAUAUCAGGUCACGACCCGGCCCCCGCUUCCCCGUGGCCUGUUGGUUGCCGGCAUUGCAUGGGACGCAGCCACGGGAGGAAGCUGUAUGUAUGUCGAGAGCUACUCACGGAAGCAAAGAAGAAGACAAUGAGACUAGUCAGGUCUCUCAACCCGGAGGACAACGGAGGGUGUCAGCAGACCCCAUUCUGCACGGCGGGUGCUGUCAUGACAGUCCUCCUAUGAAACGUUAGUCUCGUAGAUGCGUCGUAUGUUGCCGCAGGUGAGAUGUAACCUCAGCAGAAAGGGUCUUCAUGAGCAAAGCAUCCGGCGUCAGUAUGCUUCGGCGGCAUAGAAGAAAGUGGUGAGGGCGAUAUCUGCCUUGUCAGGUUGUGCGGUUGUUGAGUUGGACGGGGGCUUAAACGGGGAAGUGGAGUU
Pyricularia grisea is the source of this 2856-nucleotide messenger RNA. RefSeq lists its product as uncharacterized. The record is from RefSeq and is a predicted model, not a curated record. The transcript is spliced from 5 exons. Gene Ontology annotation, cellular component: piccolo histone acetyltransferase complex. Bases 367 to 2100 code for a protein of 577 amino acids. Gene Ontology annotation, biological process: regulation of transcription by RNA polymerase II. Lineage: Eukaryota; Fungi; Ascomycota; Sordariomycetes; Magnaporthales; Pyriculariaceae.